Molecule: messenger RNA, 1002 nt
Organism: Brassica napus (rape)
Lineage: Eukaryota; Viridiplantae; Streptophyta; Magnoliopsida; Brassicales; Brassicaceae
Product: glutathione S-transferase T3-like
Exons: 3
Coding region: 1-1002 (333 amino acids)
Source: RefSeq, a predicted model, not a curated record
AUGGAUUCAAACAAUAAUCCUAGUCAGUCUCAAUCAUACUUUAGUCUUCUUAACUUCCCUUAUGAUAGAUUCUCUCCCAGUGUAAACUUCUCCUCUUCUCAAACCCAAACCCCUUUUCUUAGUCCACAACCGAGUUCCCAGCCGAGUCAACCUCCUAGUCAAGCAGAAGAGACACCAGAAGAGCGUAGAGAGAGAAGGAUAUGGUCCACACAAGAUGACUUAGUCCUAAUAAGUGGCUGGUUAAACACAUCGAAGGAUUCCAUUGUUGGCAAUGACCAAAGGGGUGGGUGCUUUUGGAAGCGUAUAGCCGAUUAUUAUGCAUCAAGUACUCAUGUACUUGAUGGUGCUGAGCCAAGAAACCAUGAGCAUUGUAGACAACGGUGGCAAAAGAUUUCUCGCGAAGUGAGCAGGUUCUGUGGAACCUAUGCAGAUGCAAAGCGUGAGAAAGCUAGUGGGAUGAAUGAUUUGGACAUUCUGCAGAAUGCUCACAAAAUCUUCACUUUGCUGUAUAAGAAGAAGUUUGGUUUGGAGUAUGCGUGGAAUGUCCUGUGGUUUGAACAUAAAUGGAGCGACCACACCCCUAUGAACCCAACUCCGAAGACAACCAGCUCUAACAAGAGAAAAGCCGAUGAUGCAGCACCAUCUACAGUAUCUGUUGUUGGUGAGCAUGAGAGCAGGCCUCCUGGUAUAAAGGCCAUGAAAAGGUUAAGGAACAAAGGGAAAGACAAGGAUGCCCCAGCUUCGAACAUUAGUCAGAUAUGGGAGAUCAAACAGAAAGAUUUGGACGUGAAGAAAGAACUCCAAAAGAUGUCACUUCUUGAUACCCUCAUUGCCCGCAAUGACACUCUUGAUGAAGAUGAGAAAGAAACGAGUCUUGUAAUGAACCAGUUUGGUUUCAGGAUAUGUUUUAAUGAAUCAGUUGAAGAAGACAUGGGACUUGACUCUAUCUACGACUAUGGAAUAAACAGCCCAUUACUAUGCUCUGCAACUUGGUCUUGCUGA